AUGAAGCUGCUGGAGCUCGCGGCCAUGAAGGCCCACGGCGCGCCCAAGGAUAUGCGGCCCACCAACCCAAGCGAAAGCGCCGACUCGGGCGUGUCCGACUCGACGCCGGCGCCGGUCGCAACCACCGCCGCGGGUCGCAAGUACGAGCGCCGCACCAAGCGCUUCAUUUGGCCCGACGAGCUCCAUCGGCUCUUUGUCGCGGCCGUCUUUGACGUGGGUCUCAAGAACGCAUCACCGAAAGCCCUCCUUACGCUCAUGGGCAACCCCGCGUGCUCGUCCGGCCUCACGACCGGGCAUCUCAAGUCGCACCUGCAAAAGUACCGCCUCAACUACGACCGGUCGCGCGUCGAGUUUCUCAAGUACUAUGACGAAAGCGUCUCGGAGGCGACCAAGCAGCACAAGCGCAAGGGCAAGCCCGUGCAGCAAGGCGCUGUCUCGUCACUCUUUCCCAUUUGCCCCACCUCCAAGAAGCGCAAGACGACCGACGAAGUGGUUGAGGACCCGUCGAGCGACGACGAAGACGACGAGAAGGUGGCCAAGGUCGUCGCGACGACGCAAAACAUCACGCGACAGCUCGACGUGCAGGCCAAGACGCUGCACAUGCAAGCGCAGUUUCAAGAGGAGAUUCAGCAGCAGUUGUACGAACAGGCGCUGCUCCAGCGGCAACUCCAGGAGCGCCUCUCCCAAGUCACAAUGGCCAAAGGUAUCACCGAAAGCGCAUUGAACGCGGCGCGGUCGGCGGCCGCGCUCUCGUCCGUGCCGCCCACGUCGUCCGGUCCGGGCCUCGCGUCUGGCCACAGCAACAAGCAGCCGCCACCCGUGGUCUCGAACGGCCACCGGGCGCAAACCAACCAGUUCCAGCACCAUCUCACGGCCUUGAGCCAGCUCGGCCCCUCGGCCGUCACCGAUCCAAGCAACGGCGGCGGGAGCUCAGACGCCAACGGCUCGAUGCAGUGGAACCUUGGGCUGCUACAGCCCACGAGCGCGCCGUACCCGGUUUCGCCCAAUGCGCGCAUGUCGCUCGAGCAGCAGAACGCGUCGCACCUGCAGAUGCAAAUGGCCAUGCAGCAGCAAAUGUACCUGCAUCGGCAAAUGCUCUUGCGCAAGGUCGAAGUCUCGCAGCAGCAGCAGCCAUCGCAGCAGCAGCAGCAGAUGAUGCAACCGCACACAGACAACAACGCCACCAACAACAGUAGUCAUCCCCACCACCACCACAACAACAACAACAACAACGCGGCGUCGACGUCGAGUUGGAACGCGAAUGCAAGUGCUGCUCCGGCGUCCCGCCCGACGAUCAUCGACCAUGCGCCGGCCGAGUGGCAUCAAGACGACCCGGCUGCCAGCGCCCAUAAGGUGGUGCCGUCGCCGUCCAUGCACCUCGGCGAAGAGAGCAAGCCGGCGACGCCGUCGGCCGACGUCAUGGACCUCUACGGCUGGGACAAGCUCAAUUUGGACGUCGAUAUGAACGACGACCUCUUCAGCUUCCUCAAGUAG
Saprolegnia parasitica CBS 223.65 is the source of this 1494-nucleotide messenger RNA. RefSeq lists its product as hypothetical. Gene Ontology annotation, molecular function: DNA binding; DNA-binding transcription factor activity. The transcript has 2 exons. Lineage: Eukaryota; Oomycota; Saprolegniomycetes; Saprolegniales; Saprolegniaceae. The record is from RefSeq and is a predicted model, not a curated record. The coding region runs from base 1 to 1494 and encodes 497 amino acids.